CGCCUGCAUCUGUGCGUGUGUGGUGAUUUUGGGGGGGACCUUUUUUGGAGGGCUUGCUCUCUCCAUCCCCAUGAACAUACAAAGGUCAACCCCAAUCACAAUCGCACGCUAUGGAAGACCUCGGAAUAAAACCCAGGAUUUUGAAGAGCUCACUUCUGUAAGGCCCACCGAGUCCAGCCAGAGUUUCAGCCCCAACCUCGGCUCACCCAGCCCGCCAGAGACUCCCAACUUGCCGCAUUGCGUUUCUUGCAUCGGGAAAUACUUACUGCUGGAGCCUCUGGAAGGAGACCACAUUUUUCGAGCCGUGCAUCUGCACAGCGAGGAGGAGCUGGUUUGCAAGGUGUUUGAUAUCGGCUGCUACCAAGAGUUGCUGGCGCCCUGCUUCUGCCUGGCCCCUCACGACAACAUCAACCAAAUCACUGAAAUCAUUCUCGGGGAGACGAAAGCGUAUGUGUUCUUUGAGAGGAGCUAUGGGGACAUGCAUUCCUUUGUUCGUACCUGCAAGAAGCUGAAGGAGGAGGAAGCGGCCAAGCUGUUCUAUCAGAUAGCGUCUGCUGUGGCGCACUGUCACGACGGCGGGCUGGUGCUGCGGGAUCUCAAGCUGCGGAAAUUCAUCUUCAAGGAUGAAGAAAGGACUCGAGUAAAAUUGGAGAGCCUCGAAGACGCUUACAUUUUGCGAGGGAACGACGACUCCCUUUCCGAUAAGCAUGGAUGCCCCGCCUACGUGAGCCCAGAGAUCUUGAACACAAACGGCAGCUACUCUGGCAAGGCGGCCGACGUGUGGAGUCUAGGAGUCAUGCUGUACACCAUGCUCGUUGGACGCUACCCCUUUCAUGACAUUGAGCCUAGCUCUCUCUUCAGCAAGAUCCGCCGCGGGCAGUUCAGCAUUCCAGAGACUCUAUCCCCCAAGGCAAAAUGCCUUAUUCGUAGCAUUCUGCGCCGGGAGCCCUCAGAAAGGCUGACUUCGCAGGAAAUUCUGGACCACCCUUGGUUUUCUACAGAUUUUAAUGUGUCUAAUUCAGGAUAUGGUGCUAAGGAAGCAACGGAUCAGCUGGUGCCUGACGUCAACAUGGAAGAGGACUCGGACCCUUUCUUUAACUGAGCGGCAGGGACUAGUGUUUUGGGUGCUGCAUGGCCAGGAAGGGACAACAUGAAGGGAGUCCUUUCUGGCCGUGCAGAAUUAUAUCUGUGUUUCAGCCUGGCUUGAUAGCAAAAGAGAGAGAGAGAGGGAGAGACAACAUGGAGUUCUUUUUUUUUCCUGGUUGGAGAAGGAACGCCCAAUAAAUGAGCUAACACCACAGAUGUAGCAUGUGGAUGGUUUAGAUGGGAGGAGUCGUUGCUAUUCAGUUAGAUUGACAUAGAAAAUAAAGGAGGCGGCAGCACACAGAGAGACUGUAGCUUCUCAUCUUUAUGGAGCCAAGGACACAACGCACCCCAAGUUCCAGUGCAGCCACUAAUCCACUCCUGAUUCCGUUUCGUUCAUGUAUUUACAGUUCCCAGUAAAUAGAAACUUUUGCCUCAACUUGCAUCUUGGCAUCGCACUGUUAGAUAUUUAACUUCAGCCAUUAUUCAGGGAAGGUACAACUAGCUAUUAUUUUAUUCUUUGUUUUCCUAGAUUAUUUCUCUCUCCCCCCCCCC
Molecule: messenger RNA, 1638 nt
Organism: Lacerta agilis (Sand lizard)
Lineage: Eukaryota; Metazoa; Chordata; Lepidosauria; Squamata; Lacertidae
Gene: TRIB2
Product: tribbles pseudokinase 2
Exons: 3
Coding region: 71-1102 (343 amino acids)
Biological process (GO): positive regulation of proteasomal ubiquitin-dependent protein catabolic process; regulation of MAP kinase activity; protein phosphorylation
Cellular component (GO): nucleus
Molecular function (GO): ATP binding; mitogen-activated protein kinase kinase binding; protein kinase activity
Source: RefSeq, a predicted model, not a curated record